GGACUGGGCAGCUCGGCCCAUGGCGGCGGCGGUGAGGGCUGCGGCGCGGGGCCGGCGGCUGGGCGCGCUGUGCCGGGGGCUGAGCGCCUCCCUGCCUGCGGCGAGCUACGCGGAGCUGCGGGCGCGGGCGGCGCGGGACCCGGCCGCCUUCUGGGGGCAGCAGGCGCGGGCGGCGCUGCGCUGGGACACGCCGUACAGCGCCGCCCGCCGCCCGGCGCCCGGGCCCGGCGCCACCCGCUGGUUCCUGGGCGGCCGCCUCAACGUGGCUGUAAACUGCUUAGACCAGCAUGUCCAGCAAUCUCCAGACAGAGUGGCUUUGAUCUGGGAGAAGGAUGAGCCUGGCACCGAAGUGAAAAUCACAUACAGGGAACUCCUGGACAUGACCUGCCGCCUUGCCAACACACUGAAGAAGUAUGGAAUACAAAAAGGGGACAGGGUUGCAGUCUACAUGCCUGUGUCUCCCCUGGCUGUGGCUGCUAUGUUGGCUUGUGCCAGAAUUGGUGCUGUUCACACCGUGGUCUUUGCUGGUUUCAGUGCUGAAGCUUUAGCUGGGAGGAUCAAUGACUCGGAAUGCAAAGCUGUCAUUACAUACAAUCAGGGCAUCCGGGGUGGACGAAUCAUAGAGCUGAAGAAGACUGUGGAUGAAGCUGUGAAGAAUUGCCCAAGUGUCAAGCAUGUCUUUGUGGCUCAAAGGACAGACAACACAGUCCACAUGGGUGAUCUCGAUAUCCCGCUUAAUGAAGAGAUGGCCAGGGAGGCUCCUGUAUGCAUUCCUGAAAGUAUGGAGAGUGAGGACAUGCUCUUCAUGCUUUAUACCUCUGGAAGCACAGGAAAACCCAAGGGGAUUGUUCAUACCCAGGCUGGAUAUCUGCUGUAUGCUGCUCUGACGCACAAGUAUGUCUUUGACUACCAGCAAGGUGAUAUCUUUGGCUGUGUGGCUGAUAUCGGCUGGAUCACAGGACACAGCUAUGUUGUGUAUGGACCACUCUGCAAUGGGGCCACCUCUGUACUGUUUGAGAGCACGCCUACGUACCCUGACCCAGGUCGUUACUGGGAAACCGUACAGAGGCUAAAAAUUAAUCAGUUUUAUGGAGCACCGACUGCUAUCCGUCUGCUGUUGAAAUAUGGUGAUCAGUGGGUGAAGAAGUAUGACCGAUCGUCCUUAAAAACCCUGGGGUCAGUGGGAGAACCAAUUAACCAUGAAGCUUGGCAGUGGUUCCACAAAGUAGUGGGAGAUAGCAAAUGCACCCUUGUGGACACCUGGUGGCAAACAGAGACCGGUGGUAUUUGCAUUGCUCCACGACCAUCAGAGGAAGGAGCUGAAAUAAUUCCAGCUAUGGCAAUGAGACCAUUCUUUGGGAUUGUACCUGUACUGAUGGAUGAGAACGGGAAAGUGAUAGAAGGAAAUGAUGUCUCUGGUGCUCUGUGCAUUGCGGAGCCGUGGCCUGGCAUGGCAAGAACCAUCUAUAGAGACAAUCAGAGAUUUGUAGAUGCUUAUUUCAAAACUUACCCAGGCUAUUAUUUCACAGGUGACAGUGCAUAUCGAACCAAGGAAGGAUAUUACCAGAUAACAGGGCGGAUGGAUGAUGUCAUCAAUGUCAGUGGUCACAGGCUUGGAACCGCCGAGAUUGAAGAUGCCAUGGAUGAACACCCUGCUGUGCCUGAAACAGCUGUGAUUGGUUACCCUCAUGAGAUCAAAGGAGAAGGUGCCUUUGCUUUCGUAGUGUUGAAAGAUGACACAGUUCAGACAGAACAUGUUAAACAAGAGCUCAAAGCAAUAGUUGCUUCCAAGAUAGCAAAAUAUGCAGUGCCUGAUCAUGUGCUGGUGGUGAAACGCCUUCCUAAAACCCGCUCAGGGAAAAUCAUGAGAAGGUUGCUGAAGAAAAUCAUCGCUGACGAAGGCAGCAACCUGGGAGACAUCACCACGCUGGAAGAUCCAAGUGUCAUCACAGAAAUAUUGGAUGCCUAUGAAAAAUACAAAAGUGAACAGCGGACAUCAUAAUAUGGAGUUCUGGAGUCUCUUGCCAAUGGAAAUUCAAAGGAACAUCAAGAAUCGGCCAUACAACAUAGUUCUUUUGUGGCUUGUCACCAAAUUCCUCUCAUUUGAAGGAGAACAAGAUGCUGCUGCUUCUCACAAUGUGUGGUAUGACCUAUCAUAGACACAGCUGCCCUCUCUGUUUUCUUGGAAACUGUGAAAUACCAAGAGUGAAACAUAACCUGUUAGGAAUAUCCAGGAUACCUGCCUUAAUCAAUUUGCCAUAAGAAAGUGUCUUUGCACUAUUUUAGGGAGGAUAUGGAGCAGCAUUUUGGGAUUUCCACUAGCUACAUUAAAACAACCCAUUGGUAAUGUAGCCUUGACUCUUGAGAUGGGGUUAACUUUUUGAUCCUUGAAGCAAUACUGCUUUCCAGACAUGGUAGCAGAGAAACACUUGUUCACUUUUUCAUGUUGACUUGGGCCUCCAAGUUCAAGUAGUUGUAUUUAAUAGCAACAGUUGUGCCUUUUCAGCAGUGCUGUAUACUAUAGUACAUAUUUCAUGUACAUUAUCUGUGAAAUGGGAAAGAAAAGGUUAAUGGAUUAGACAGGCUGAUUGUUAUUACAAAUUUGCUUUGGCACCCAAUUAUGCUUUUAGGCAUGGCUACACUUGGUUCAAAACAGCCAGUUUGGAAGCCAGGGAUUCCCACACUUUUCUUCAAGGUGGUGUUGCCUCCAUCCCUGUGUGAUCACUGAUAAACUUGAACCCUUCCAGAUACUGUGGAUGGUAACACUCACUUCUAGCUUACCCUAAACCCUAUGGCACUUCACAUAUCAGCGAUGUGGCUCCGUGUCAGAGGUAGAAAUUGAAACUCGAUAUCGUGGGUGUUAGCCCCAAAGCCAUUCCAUCUUUCCCCCAUCACCCCAGACCUCCUCAGUGAGCUGCUCACUUAGGUGGAUUGCAUACCAAAGCAGGAAUUCAGUCCUUCAUAGUUAGAUGUGACCUUUAGAAACUCAGACACCAGGCUGGAUUUUUUGAGAGACAGUAGGUUUUGUCUACAUGUUCAUUAAUGCGCUGUAAUGAUGAUAUAUUAGGUUUAGUACCUGUAAUAACAGGUACUAACUUAAUGUGCCAUGAUUGGUGCUACUGUGCAUUAGCACAGAUUAAUACUUUUUCUAUAACACGUAAUGCCCAUUGGACUAAUUUACUGUUCAUUAGUGCAUUAGCAUGGUUUUUGCUAGCCACACUACUGUACAGAGGAUCUGCCUGGCAGCUGUUCACCCUUGGAAAACUGGACAGGCAGGCUGCAGCUGGUAGGUGUGCCAGUGGAACAAACUCCCUGUGACCUUGGGCUAGUCUCUUCAGUACUGAGAAUUCUCAUCCCCAGAAGGAGAACCCUGCCUCACCAGUACAGCAGGACCUAAUUCUGAAAGUACUUGAGAGGGCUCAGAUAUAAGUCAGGAGACCAGGGUAUCAUUCUGUUCCUGUACCCUUGUUGGUUUCCAGUGCUAUGCAAAUGCUAGCUCACCUUUCUGUUCUACUCCCACGGGAAGGGUUAUCUGCAGAGCUGAAGGCAGAGCUCUGACUUGGGUUCCAUUGAGUGCAAGAGGAAGGCACAUACUGUUAAACAACUUGAGGAGUAUAGUCUUGGUACAGCAGGAACCAAAAGCUGAGGGAAUGGGGACAAGCUGCAAGAAAAUACUUUCUUUUAUAGCCAUGCAAAUACAUCUGAGUUGGUAUAGCUGUUUUAUUUGCAUAGUGCCUUACAUUAGGCAUUCAGGAGGGCUCACCUGCAACUGCACUGGUUGAUAAAAAAAAUUUCCCUCAUUCCUUCUGCCCAUGAAGGGGUUAAAAUACACUCUGUGGGUCUGAUCAUCUUCAUUUUUUUUAAGGGAGCUUUGCUGGUCCAAGGACUUGAUAUGGGCAUAAGCCUGCUUAGUGCUUCAUGAACAGCAUCUACAUCAAAUGUUUAAGUCAGUGGUUCUCAACCUCCUUAGGCUCAAGGCACCCCUCAGAAAAUACCAGCUUAGUUUUCACUCUAUUUUUUCACUACAGAUAAAUACUAGAGCAAUUAUUCUGUUGCAAAGAACUCAAAAAGCCUACAGUAGGGCAGAAUCGUUUUGACAUUACGGAUUCCUAUUUGAAAUCUUUGGGUUUACCUUGUGAAUCGUAUUUGCACACCUAACAGUGCUCACCUUGCAUGUCCUAUUAUGCCAUGCUUAAAAGGAUCUCAAGGCAGCCCAGGUUUCUGCAGCACCUGGUUGAAAAUCAUUAAGUGAUGCCAUUGUUGCUGUGGGCCAUUUGGAGCUGUUAAGCUGCGUUUUGGAACCCUAGCACAGACCUCACUUGGGCUAAACCAGGACUGGCUUUACAAAGGGACACAUGAUUGGUCAGCGCUCAAUCCCUGAAACCAACCACACCCUGAGUUGCAGACUAAACGGCACAUUUUGUCUGCAACACUAUGGAGAGGAUAGCUGUGAGCUGCUAGGCCACAAGGGGCUAUGAUGCCAGGUCACUGACUGUGGAAGCAAAGCUCCAGCAGUUAUGGUGGAAUCUGCCUUCUCAGACCACAGUCUGCCUGUUUCACAUAACUCAUGGUUUGUAGAUGAGAGUGAACUUUGUACCUUUGCAUAUCAGAAAAACAGACAAGUUUAUUGUCACUAGUGGCUGCAAUUCUAAUGCAGCACAGUUAGUAAGAUCACUCCUGUCUGGAGCAGUUCUUCAGAGUAUUCCCACUCUGAAGCAGGACAAGCUGAGUGUGACACUCCUUUCAUCCCUGAUAGAUCCCCCCCAGAUCCCUGGGAAUCCCCAGGGACAAGAGGCCAGAGGUUCAGAGGUGCUCCCCUUUAACAGUUUGAAAUCAACAGUAGGCUAGGACUGCUCCCAGAAAUGUCCUUCCCAUAUUGUGUAAAUAUGCAACAGGCAAAAUUCUAUUUUGGUUCUGAUCUCCUAGCAGAUACGUUGCCAGCAUAAACUGCAGCCCCAAAGUAAGGCAGAGUUUUACACUUAAUAUACAUGAAAUACUAUGCAACUCCCUAUUGCCUUGGUGCCACAGGGAUACUGGUUUUCCCUGAUUUAAAAAAAUCCCCAGUUUUCAUAUUAAAAAAGUAACCCCAAAUCCACAUUUGUCCAUGACUAAAAUGAAACACCUCUCGAUAUAUAGCAGUAUAUUAGCAGUGUUUCAUUUUAAUCACAGAAAAAUGUGGAUUUGGGGUUACUUUUUCUAAUCUGAAAAUUGGGGAUUUUUUUAAAUCUGAGAAAACCAGUAUCCCUUCUAAUUAAAAUGUAUGCUCUGACUUGCAACACAGGCAGGGAUGAAGGAUAAUACCCCUGAUCUUUCAGCAUGCUUUAGCCUUGGUUCUGAAAGCUGCUCUGUGUAGGCCAGUGGUCACACUCACACAACCCCACUGAAGUCAGUGGGGUUUCAGGAUGGUUUGUCUACCUGGCUCAGGUUCCAGGAUCAGAGCCCUCAAAUGUACUUAUUUCCUUCCCUAGAAUAUUAGAUUAUAUGAAGCUUCCAAAGUCCUUAGGCCUUUCUGUGCUUGGGACCGAUCCCAGAGGGGAAUAGCUGGGUACAAGAAAUACAUUGGAAAAUGGGAGAACAGCACAGAUCUACUAUAAAAUCAAAGCAAAGGUACCAGGAUCUUUUACAUGCCGUAUGGUGCAAAAUAAGCUCUUGGACUUUUGAUGUGCAAAAAAAAAAAAAAAAAAAUUGUUGUAGCUGAUGUAUCAUCAAAGAACAAGAUUCUAAGUCACUUUGAUACUUUGUUUUUUUUAAUUGAAGGGACAACAGGAAAUGAAAAAAGAAAAUUAAGGCUUUGCAUUGUCUACAAAUUCUGGGUCUAGCCUUAGAGCCUAGUAGUAACAAAAUGUUUCCUGUUAACCCAUGUGUUUAUGUCCAGCUUGCACCUGUUUAAUUUCUCCACUCUUUCUGCCAAUGACUUUUAGCCAUGCUGCCUUUUUCCUACUGUAGGCAUAAAUGUUUAUAAUGUACCAAUGACAGAGAUCAUGAUUCUGUUACACUUACUGGAGAAAAAUCUUUGUUUUUUUUUUUUUACAGAUGAGAGGUAAAUACAGAACAGAUUAGCAAAAAACAUAGGAUUUCUGGUCCUAAUGCUCAGUUUUGCCUUGACUGAUUAUUUAGGUCUGGUUAUACAUUACAUGCUUUUCAAAAUAAAAGGGCAUUUAUACACAUGCUCCAGGAAGCAGGGGAGGGGGGCUUUAAUUAGAGCAGGUCCAAGAGCUGCUCUGAUUAAAACUUCAGGAGCAUCAUGUGUAUCAGCAUCCCUGCACUGGAAAAUGGUGGUGGGGGUGAUUUAACUAAAGCUUAUUGAACAAGCUUUAGUUAAAGCACCCCCACUGCCAUUUUUCAGUGUGGGGAUGCUGAUGCAUAUGACGCUGGAGUCUGAUAGAGUGCAGUAAUUACAACACUCCAGCAGCCUUGAUUAAUUGAGUCUGCUCUGACACACUGCAAUCUAUACACACUGCAUGUGUAUAGGCGCCCAAACGUAUGAGAUCAAAAUGAAUUAAACCGCAAUCCAAGCAACAAAUCUGCUGCUAAAAUUGCAUCUCCACCACAAAACUUUCACUGCAAAACAGAGCUAGAAAAGGGGAGGAGUUCUUGUUCUGACUUUGGACUUAUUUCUAGUGAAAAAACAAUAAAGUGAAUUAAUUUGAAGCUA
Alligator mississippiensis (American alligator) is the source of this 6655-nucleotide messenger RNA. It is a transcript of the gene ACSS1, whose product is annotated as acyl-CoA synthetase short chain family member 1. Lineage: Eukaryota; Metazoa; Chordata; Crocodylia; Alligatoridae. The record is from RefSeq and is a predicted model, not a curated record. Gene Ontology annotation, cellular component: mitochondrion. The transcript has 14 exons. Gene Ontology annotation, molecular function: acetyl-CoA synthetase activity; AMP binding. The coding region runs from base 20 to 2002 and encodes 660 amino acids.